Messenger RNA from Closterium sp. Naga37s-1, 3264 nucleotides. Lineage: Eukaryota; Viridiplantae; Streptophyta; Zygnematophyceae; Desmidiales; Closteriaceae. The record is from the annotation of a GenBank genome assembly.
AUGCCAUCCUCCUUCCAUUCCCCAAACCUCCCACCAACCCCGUCACACCCGCGUCUCUCCCAGCCUAGCCGCAUUGCCGCCCUCUUCGCGCUAGUCGCUCUCGCCUCUCUCCUCACCUGCAUCUUCCUCUCCCUCCCACCCGCGGCCUCUCCGCCGCUCCCCCUCGUCCCCCUCACCGCCAUCGCCGCUGCCGCCCAACCACAUGCCGCCGUGACUGUCGCAGGAGGGAGAGGGGGAACAGGACGGCGGUUGCAGGGGCUGCGCGCGCCCCGUGACACCAAGCGCAAGUGGAAUGGCGGAAGCUUCCUCGAGUUCUCUGCGGACGAGAGUGCGCGCAUUAACGGACUGGGGGGGAGUGGGAGUGCGCGAGAUGGGGGGGCGCAAAGGGAGUCGGGGGAAAAGGGAGCGGAAAAUACGAAGAACAGCGGAUGGGCAGGCGUAAACAGGCGGGGCGGGGGGAUGGUGUGGCGGGUGGGAUGGUGGGGAGGUGGGGUUGGAUCCCACGGAAGCAAGUCCGAUGCUGUUGGCGCGAGCGACGAGCGCGCACAUGGCGGCGUGGCGGAGAGCGCGAGGGCGCUGGUAGUGACGGCGAGGGGCGGGCGCGGCGGGCUGCACAGCGAGGGCGGGAAGAGCCGUGGGGCGCGGGAGGCCAAGGGGGAAGCGCAGGACGCGGUGGCGCCAGGGGGUGUGCCGCAGAAAGUGGAGGGGCGCGGAGAGGGGGGGGAAGGGGUGGCGACGGGGAUGCGUGCGGUGGGGCGGCUGGCGGAUAUGGAGGUGCUGCCGCUGGGGCGGGGGAUGGGGGGACGACGAGAGGCAGUGGCAGGGGGAGAUGAGGGGGGGAGUGCGUGUGAGCGGAUGGCAGGGAGGGCAGGGAGGACAGUGCAGAGGGUGGGCAGGCGCGGGGCGCUGGUACCUGAGGAGGGCCGCGCGCCCGCCAACGCCACCUCGCCUGCGCGCAGGGGCGGGGAGAGCAGGGCGCGCGCAGCAGCGGAGGGGCGCGGGCAGUGGCGCGUGCGGCGCGUGGCGCUGCACCCGGCAGUGCGGCGCUCCACGGGGCUGCCCCUGCGCUGCCACCACUGGCGCAGCGACGCCGUCUUCCUCCUCUCCGCCGCCCUGCCCGCCCACGGCCUCAGCCCCCUCCUGCCCGUGCGCCCCCCGCCCUCCCCCUUUGCCCCCUCCGCACUAUCUUCUCUUAAGCUUUCUCACAUACUCCCCUCGCUGCUGUACGUCCCCCCCCCCCUGCAUUCCCGCGUACUCCCCGCUUUCCUACUUACUCCUCUCUGCUUUCCCUUUAGUCCCCCUCUCUGCUUUCACGCUUGCUUCCCUCCCUGCUUUCUUCCCGCCGCAUGCUUCCUCACUUCUUCCCCGCGCUGCUACCUCAUGUGCACGCCUCUCUGUGGCGCCAUGCCAUGCCAUGCCAUGCCAUGCCGAGGCCAGGAGUUGGAUGCGCGCCUGCAGUCGGUGGGGCUACAGUACACGCUCGCCCUCGUGCCGCGCAACGUCUCACAUGCCCACGCUCUCAGGUGUGUCGCACGCCCACGCUCUCAGGUGUGUCGCACGCCCACGCUCUCAGGUGUGUCGCACGCCCACGCUCUCAGGUACGCCCCUCUGUACCGCGCAGCACCGCAGGGCGGGGGGCGAGUGGGGGCGGGGAGGCAGGACGUGCGGUACAGUGCAGCGCACGCGGAGGUGUGGGCGCGCGUGGUGGCGGCGCGGCUGCCGUUCGCCCUGGUGCUGGAGGAGGACGCCCUCAACCGCAGCGAGGGCGUCGCCGCCUGGCAGGCGCGCUUCCAAAUGCUGCUGUGGGAGCUGAAUCUGCUGAUGCUGCAGCGCGGCGACCGCUUCUUCUUCCACGUGCUGCUGCUGGCGCGCCACGGCCUGGCGCCCUACGCGGAGCAGCGGCUGGCGCCGGGCAUCGUGAGCGCGCAGCCCAGCCAGGCCAUGCACGCCUACCUGCUCUCCUACGCCGGCGCCAAGCGCCUCCUCGCCCUCUCCCGCUUCCACUCGUACUCCCACCGCCCCUGCCCCCGCCCCUGGUCCCCGGCCCCCCUCCAUGCCGCCCGGACUUUGCUUAUUCCAGCAGCCAGCAUGCAUGCAUGUGCCUCUUUAAUCCGUGCACCACCUCCUCCCGUCUUCCUUCUCCCUCUCACCCCAUGCUGCCCCCUGCCCCUGCACAUGUCCCCCUGUCGACCGUGCAGGCCAGUGGCGGAGAGCACGGGAGGCAUCCCGGGAAUGACCAUACUGGCAGCGGAGCCGCCUCUCUUCGCCACCACCAUCUUCGCCUGCUCGCCCAAGCCCUGCCGCACGCCCCCGCCUGCGCUCUCCCUGCCCGCCUCCACGCGCCUCACCCCUGCCUGCCGCUCCACCAUCCUGCUCGCCCUGCCCGCCCACCCUUCGAUGCCCGGCGCUGCCCUGCACGCCCCCUGGCGCAUGCACGACCCUGCCCCCGCCGGCCCACGCCCCUCCAUCCCCUCCUCCUCGCCCGCCUUCUGCCCACACCUCUCCCCCGCUCAGUGCCUGCUCGCCCACCACCUGCCGCGCCUGCUGCCCCAUGUGCGCGCCCCUCCCCCACUCCUCCUCCCCCCCACGCUGCCCCCCUCGCUGACCCUCUGGCCGGCCUACGUGCUCUCACUGCGCCGCUCCCCCCAGCGCCUGCAGCGGGUGCUGCCGCUGCUGCAGCAGCAGGGCUUUGGGGACGUGGUGGUGGCGCAUGGCGUGGACGGGGGCAGGGGGCAGAGACAGGGGGGAGGGGCGCAGGGCCGGGGGGAGGAGGCGGACUUGGAGGCGGAGAGGAACCUGGGCGUGUUUGGGGGGCUGGUGGGGGCGGGGGCGGUGUCGGCGACGCGGCGCUCCAUCAAGUGGCACAAGCUGGCGGAGCGGCGGCGCGAGCGGCUCACGAGAGGGGAGGUGGCGUGCGCUCUCUCGCACUACCUCGUGUGGCUCGAGGUGCUGCGCAGGAAGCUUCCCUACGCCAUUGUACUGGAAGAUGACGUCACCUUCACUACAAGCACAUUCCGGGCCGACUUUGAACGGAACAUCGCCGAGGCCAAUGAGCUGUUGACACGUCAGCACAGCCCGGAGUCACCACCAGACAUCCUGUUUGUGGGGCACAUGGGGGUGCUGGCAGGCCACUUCAUGCCGCUGCUCUCCCCCCACAUCGCAUGGGACCCCCUCUCCUGGUGCUCCUUUGCCUACAUCAUCUCCCACCGGGGUGCAGAGCGCCUGGUGGAGGGCUUUAAGCAGGGCGGUGGGCAGUGGAUGUGA